This is a messenger RNA of Kwoniella mangroviensis CBS 8507, 1725 nucleotides long. RefSeq lists its product as uncharacterized. Gene Ontology annotation, molecular function: DNA binding; protein binding. Gene Ontology annotation, biological process: regulation of DNA damage checkpoint. Bases 1 to 1725 code for a protein of 574 amino acids. The record is from RefSeq and is a predicted model, not a curated record. The transcript has 8 exons. Lineage: Eukaryota; Fungi; Basidiomycota; Tremellomycetes; Tremellales; Cryptococcaceae. Gene Ontology annotation, cellular component: nucleus.
AUGGACGACGAGGAUAACGACUACGAGAUCGAAAGACAGAAGACAAUUCUGCAAAACCGACUCUUACUCGAUUCACUAGGCCUAGAUCCUAACGGAUCAUCCAAAAUCCCUUUUGCCCGAUCAACCGCAUCUGUAAAGCCCAAACCAGCCAGUAAGAAACGUAAAGCCCCUCCUACCUCGAAUGUCGAUGAAGGUCCGCGAAGGAGGUCAGGGAGGUUGGCAGGGUUGGAAGCUGAUAGCGAGACUUUGAAAGUGAAAUCGGAGGAUGAAGCUAAAGAAAGAGAGGUAUUGAGAGUCAUUAGUAGGAAAGAGAGAGAAAAGAUCAUGGAUGUGGGUAAGAUGAUCGAGGAUCCCGAAGAAGGAGAGAUAAAGGGAUUAGAAGAAUACCUCCCAAGAAUAACGUUGUUCUCCAACCCACGACGAUAUCCCAAAGAAUCUGAUUCAACCAAAGAUGCAUAUGCCGAUUUCGACCCCAAGACCGUAUCGACCGAAGUGGCACGCUUGAGAUCUGCAUUCAAGAAUAUGGAGCUGAAAGCGAAUGCGAAGGUGACGGAGGAUAGGGUAUUCAGUAUGGUUGUCCAUCCUGAGAAGAGGAAGUCACUGGUUUUUGUCGGUGAUAAGUCUGGGCAAUUGGGAAUAUGGGACGCCUUGGGUCCGCCUGCAGAUAUCGUGAAAUCCGAAGACGACACAAGUUGGGUCAAGCAAGAACAACAGGAGGAUGAAUCGUACGAGGGCAGGAUAUGGAGGAUACAGGCUCAUGCCAGGAGUGCUAUCACUGCUAUGAAAGUGAAUCCAGUGGACGGUACAGGGUUGUUCACCUCAUCUUAUGACUGUUCCCUCCGUCACCUGGAUUUCAUGUCCCUAAAAUCCACCGAACUAUUUGCAUUCCAGGAUGAAAAUACCUUAGUGACGCAUUUCGACCUUCUGCCCAAUGGUGAAGAAGCUUGGAUCACUGAUCGGUACGGUGGUUUGACGCAUUGUGAUUUCAGAGAAGGAAAAAAUGAGAGGAGGAGGUUCGUGGUUCAGGAUGAAGGGAGGGCGGCUAAGCUGGGUGGGAUUAGUGUAAAUCCCCUCAUGCCUCACCUCAUCGUGACAGCAGGAAACGAUCAACACCUCCGUCUAUGGGACGUCCGAUCCCUAUCAUCCAUCAACCCUACGUCUAUACCGACUCCACCACCUUCUGCCAAACUCGAUGGGGAAAGUAUAGAUACGCAUCUAACGGGUGAAACGUCUUAUGAGGAAGUCUCAAAGUAUAUGCACUCGAAGAAAGGUCAAGGGUUGCUGAGAGCUGGUUGGCAACAUGGUAAAUCGUGUAGUUCGGCUUAUUGGGAUCCUUGGGGUAGGAGGGUGUUGACUACUAGUUAUGAUGAUAAGUUGAGAGUAUGGUCACUCCAACCUUCCUCAUUGCUACUUCCCACACCACUCUCUCCAUCACAUUUCCAGCCUUCCAAGCAGAUCCCACACAAUUGUCAAACUGGAAGAUGGUUGACUAUCCUUCGUGCACAAUGGUCUCUGAACAUGGAUUACAUGCCGCAUUUCACUGUGGGUAACAUGAAGCGAAGCUUGGACGUGGUCGCUGCGAAUGGGGAAAAAAUAGCCCAACUGUGGAAUGAUGUAGUAACUGCUGUACCUGCUGUCACGGCUUCGCACCCAAGGAUAGUAGAUCAUGUGGUGGGUGGUAAUACGAGUGGUAGGGUACAGUUAUGGGGAGCGGGAUCAGCUUGA